Molecule: messenger RNA, 3938 nt
Organism: Notolabrus celidotus (New Zealand spotty)
Lineage: Eukaryota; Metazoa; Chordata; Actinopteri; Labriformes; Labridae
Product: E3 ubiquitin-protein ligase AMFR-like
Exons: 14
Coding region: 451-2310 (619 amino acids)
Biological process (GO): protein K48-linked ubiquitination; endoplasmic reticulum unfolded protein response; ubiquitin-dependent protein catabolic process
Cellular component (GO): ubiquitin ligase complex; cytosol; endoplasmic reticulum
Molecular function (GO): ubiquitin binding; ubiquitin protein ligase activity
Source: RefSeq, a predicted model, not a curated record
GUAGUUCGGAGACCUACAAACAGCUGGAGAAGCAGUCUUUAGCAUGAGCACGUUAUUAAACUUGGACAACUGGGCGAAAGUUAAGAGACUGUUGGAGUUCUUGCACAGAACCGGAGUGUACACACGAAUAUAAGAACUGAUCUAAGGACUUGAUUCAUCGACCUGAGGAGGGCAGCAAUACGCCGUUGUGCGUCUAGCCUGCCUUACCCAAAACAGAAGAAGAAGAAGAGGGAGAGGGAGAAGCUAGCUGAAGGCUGCUCGGUGAAGUAAACAUGACGCUGUUGACAACUACGAUGUUCUCUGAGCAGCUGCAUUAAAAGUAACUCACUUGAUACAACAACGGAUGCUGAAUAUUAACAUCGACACGACAAGUAUUCAGCGGUUUUUGGAGCUCUUGGAUCGGGAAAGAAAUAUUUUUAACAGGUUGAGAAGUGGACUAUAAAUACUGCAAUGCCUCUGCUGUUUUUGGAGAGGUUUCCUUGGCCCAGCCUGCAGACCUACACAGCAUUGAGUGUGGCUUUGCUUGCUGGCAGCAUCUUCAGUGCCUACACCACGGUGACAGACCCGGGGUUUGGGGCCCUGGAAACCGAUGAAAUUCCAGCCCCUGAUGUAGAUCUCGAAAAUCUGAACAAUGACAUUUCUAACACAGAAUUGGCAACCACUGUCUUGUGGUAUCUUGUCACUGACAGUCUCUUUGUAUGGGUCUUAGUCAACACUUUCUGUUGCUCUCUGAUGCUUAUAGCUAAAAUGAUUCAGUAUGUGGUGUUUGGUCCACUGAGAGUCAGUGAGAAGCAGCAUCUAAAGGAUAAGUUUUGGAACUUCAUUUUCUACAAGUUUAUUUUCAUCUUUGGAGUAUUGAAUGUGCAGACAGUGGAGGAGGUAGUGAUGUGGUGUUUGUGGUUCUCCGCCCUGGUUUUUCUCCACCUUAUGGUGCAGCUCUGCAAGGACCGAUUUGAAUAUCUGUCUUUCUCACCCUCCACUCCCAUGAACAGCCAUGUGCGAGUGCUUUGUCUGCUGGUCUCCCUGCUCCUGGACUGCUGCGGCCUGGCUGUGGUCUGUGGUCUUCUUGGAGCUUCCCAUGGCAUGCACACGCUCUCUUUUAUGGGAGCAGAGUGUCUGCUGGUGACAGUACGCACCGGGCAUGUCAUUAUGCGUUACUCCAUACAUCUCUGGGAUCUGAACCAUCCAGGGACCUGGGAGAGCAAGGGAACAUAUGUAUACUACACCGACUUUAUCAUGGAGCUGGCUAUGCUCUUCCUGGACCUCAUGCACCACAUCCAUAUGCUGCUUUUUGGCAACAUCUGGCUAUCCAUGGCAAGCUUGGUCAUCUUCAUGCAGCUGCGGUAUCUCUUCCAUGAGGUUCAGCGCCGUGUACGGCGUCACAAGAACUACCUUCGUGUCAUCAACAACAUGGAGGCCAGAUUUGCUGUUGCUACGGCAGAAGAGCUGGCAGCUAAUGACGAUGACUGUGCUAUCUGCUGGGAUACCAUGUUGACAGCUCGCAAAUUACCCUGUGGCCAUCUUUUCCACAACUCGUGUUUACGCUCAUGGCUGGAGCAGGACACAUCAUGUCCAACAUGUAGGAAAUCACUGAACAUCAAUGGGGAUGGGGGCCAGGCGAGAGGCCAGGAGCAAGGCGGGGAAGACAACAUUGGCGCUGUAGGAGCUGCCGCAGAUGCCAGGCCUCAUAUCAACCAACACAAUCACUUCUUCCACUUUGAUGGGUCCCGCAUUGCUAGCUGGCUGCCCAGUUUCUCCGUGGAAGUGAUGCACACCACCAACAUCUUAGGCAUCGCACAGGCCAACAACUCCCAGCUCAUGGCCAUGGCCCAUCAGAUCCAGGAGAUGUUCCCUCAGGUUCCCUCCUACCUGGUAAUGCAGGACCUGCAGCUGACCCGCUCAGUUGAGGUCACCACUGACAACAUCCUGGAGGGACGCAUUCAGGUGCCUUUCCCCACACAGGCCAUAGAGCGUGCACCCCUACAGGUAAACCCUGCAUCAGAUGAGCAGCCAGGGACAAGUGGAGUAGACGAGCAGGGACUCAGUGAGGUGGACAACAUGGAGGUCAGAGGAGGGCGCUUCUCAAAGUCAGCUGAGGAGAGGCAAAAGAUGUUAAAGCAGAGAAAAGAAGAGAUGAUCCAGCAAGCACGCAGGAAAUAUCUGAACAAGAGUCCAGAGGACAUGGAUGAGGAUUUGCCCGGACUGGAGGAGGACAUUAUUCCUGAGUUGGACUUGACUGUGCUGAGACGUAGAACCAUGGCAGCAGCUGCAGAGAGACGCAUGCAGAGUCAACAUGACCCAGCACCCUGAGACACAGAUGAGCUUUAGCAAGAGAAUCGGCAACAGAGCUAUUUGCUAAAACCCCCUUCUUCCAUUUGGUGUACAGUCAGUGGUCAUUAACUCUUUAAAACAAUAUUAAAAAGCAUAGCAAACAUGGCCUUUGGACUGUUUCAGGCUGCCUAAAUAAAGUGGGACUACUGUGAAAGGUAUUGGUAAUGGAGUAUUUGGAGCAUCAUAUAAAUUGUUGGCUGCAGGUCAAGAAAUGCAAGGUUGCAUCACCCCUUUAUUCGUGUGCCACACAUUGCAACCACCAGCUUCAGGGGGGGUCAGUAUCUGCCAUUACUGGGACUGGCUUUUAGAAAAGCAUGCUUUGCAUUCAGAGGGGUUUUGAAGGUUUCAGAUCUAGGUAGAGCUUUUUGGGUCUUUUAUGUUUUCUUUUAUCAAGACGUUUUGCUUUUCAUUUCUUCUACUCAUAAUGGAAAGUUACAUAUUUUGGAUGAAGACACUCAUCUGAUGUGUUAUUAUUUUAGGCGUUUUAACUGUGAAGUAAGUGUAGGCAAAAAAAUCCAACAGGUUUUUAUUUCUUACCUUGGAGUAAGAGAAUGUCACUUUAGUAUUGUUCAGCCUUUCUGUCAAAUAUGAAUGUUUCUAUCAAAGUAAUGCUGCAAACAAAGUGUUUCUGAACCACAUGGGGUUGCUCUGUAUUUAAUGUGUUAUACCACCCAUUGCAAACAGUUUGCAUUUUGUUAUUUAACAAGAGGGGAAGUGUGCAUGUCAAAGUUUAUAAUGUUCCCUUGAGAUGCACAGGCAACAAAGGAGAUGUAUUACAUUUUAUACGAUUACAAUCAGGUGUCAUCCUCCUGGUCUCUCUUCAACUACCUUCUUUUUAUGACCAUAUUGACGUGAUCAAGAAUAUAAUUUUCCAAUAAUAAUGAGCUCAAUGGUCUUUAUGAUCUGUGCCCAUCCUUUUUUUAUAUUGCUUACUCUCAUUGAGGACAUUUAAAUCAAAAAUAAUACCAGCUAUGAAAUAGUCGUCCUAUGUUCAAAGAUCUUUAAACCAACAUAGAACAUAGAAUGGGCCCAACUUUCAUUGAAUCAGUAAUAAGUUGAGGCAUAUCUACAAUCAUAACAUACAGAGACUCUGUUAUUGUUUUAGUACUUGUCUUUUCAAUGCAAGGAUAAUGUGGGUGAGACAUGCAUGAAUCUAGACAAGUGCUUUUGUUUCUUUUAUCCCAAAGAGCAGCCAACAAACUUCCACUGAAAACUGAAUUGUUGUGAUCUCAUGUUUAUUUUAUUGUUCAAACUUCAUUUGAGGAUGUUUUAAAAAUAGAAGACUUAGUUUUAGUAUUCCAUUUUGUCAUAAUGCAAAAAAAAAAAAAAAAAAAAAGGGACAACUUGUUUCCCAUCUCAUGUUUUUCACCAGUUAUUUAACAACUUAAUUUCCAUUAUAUAUUUUCCUAUUCAUGGCUUAUCUUUCAUAACCAUCACUUAUUCAAUCAAAACUGAAAGAUUUUUUUGGACUGAGCUUCCCUGUAUUUUGUGCCUAAAUCAAGAAUGGUUCGGUUAUGAAUAAUUUCUGUAAAUCUAGAUUUUUGUAAAAUAUGUUAAUACGAUACAAACGACUCAAUAAACAGAGCUUCUACAGCUUUUUAACAAAA